Myotis davidii is the source of this 689-nucleotide messenger RNA. It is a transcript of the gene ZSWIM7, whose product is annotated as zinc finger, SWIM-type containing 7. Lineage: Eukaryota; Metazoa; Chordata; Mammalia; Chiroptera; Vespertilionidae. The record is from RefSeq and is a predicted model, not a curated record. Gene Ontology annotation, cellular component: Shu complex. The transcript has 7 exons. Gene Ontology annotation, biological process: double-strand break repair via homologous recombination. Bases 1 to 465 code for a protein of 154 amino acids. Gene Ontology annotation, molecular function: zinc ion binding.
AUGGAGGUGUUGAGACAAACGAGAUGUUUUAUCAGCUUCAUUUUUCUGUGGACCCGCUGUUCUCCAGGCUCUCUCCAGAGCUCCCUCCACCAUUCUUGUCCCGGGAUUCCCAUUACUGAUGUUCCUGAUGAGCAUCUAUUAUUGCUGAAGUUUGUCUUUGGCUCAUCAGCCCUCCAGGCCUUGGACCUAGUUGAUCGACAGUCCAUCACUUUAAUCUCGUCGCCCAGUGGGAGGCAUGUUUACCAGGUGCUCGGAAGUUCUGGCAAAACAUACACGUGUUUGGCUUCUUGUCAUUACUGUUCAUGUCCUGCGUUUGCCUUCUCCGUGCUCCGGAAGAGUGACAGCCUGCUGUGCAAGCAUCUCUUGGCAGUUUAUCUUAGUCAGGUUAUGGGGACCUGUCAGCAGCUAAGUGUUUCGGAUAAGCAAUUGACGGACAUGUUGAUGAAGAAGAAUCAAGAAGCAUAAAAGGGAUAUUGCAGAAGCAGCUGACGCGGUGAACAAACAGACGAAAAAGAUCUUACAGCCUAGGAAACCUCAACCCUGUGCCCCCAAAGCGUGAGGUGCUAGUGAGUGAAUGCUGUGUGAGAAGGCCACGAUAUUGCAGUGUUCUGUGGGGGGCAGAGCCUUUUGUUACAAUGAGGUGUGGCAAAUAAACUAUGAAGAUUUUUCUGCUACUUGGGAAACUUCAA